UCUCUCUGCUCACACACUCUCUCUCUCUCUCUCUGGUGAUGACUUAUCAGCGUGACUAACCUCUGACUGCUCGGGUUUUCUGUGGAAAUGAAGACAAGAAUAUCAGGAACUUCCCGGACGAGAAACUUCCCACGAUGUUACGAAAAGUCGGUUAUUAAUGAAUGAAGCUCGUUUUUUUUAAUUGAUUUGAUUUCGUCCUGUCAGUGCUGAGACGGAACCAGGAUCUACAGAUUGUUCUGAUAGUUUGAAGGCCUGAACCAUGCUGCGGGACGGUGCGUUCACGGUCCUCCUCCUUCUGAUCAGCGCAGUUUCUGCUGAAACUGUUCCACCUCCAACAAACGUGACUUUGAGCUGCCAAAAUCUGAAAACCACAGUGAGCUGGGAAUACAACAAACACCAACCUCAAACCAGCUUCUGUGUGAAAAUCAAAUCGUCUGAAGAGUGUUAUGGGAACACCACAGACCAUCAGUACGAUCUGAGCCGCUUCAUCUGGGAAUCUACAGACCGCUACAAAGACAUCCAUUCUGUCACUGUAAUAGGCAUACAGGGAGGGAAAAUGUCUGAGCCUGUAACAUCAAACACACUGACCUUUAAUGACAUAAAGUUAGCUCAUAAAAAAUGUGUUUUAAAUUUCCCUCCUGUGAAUCUGACCGUAGAGGACUCGAGGAGCACAGUCAGCUUCCAGAAUCCCCUCCUCUUCUACAAAGAACUGAAGCAGGCCACGAAGCCAGACACCUACUUUGACUUCAGUGUCUCUUCAGAUAAUGGAAGUUUGGGGGAAGCACAGUGCCAAUCGACAGAGCCCAUUUGCAGAUUCGACUUCUCCUUCCCCGAGGGGGUGGAGGAGUGUGUCACGCUGGUCGGAUGGUUGAUGACUGGGCAACGUACCGACUGGGUGGCGUUCAAUAAGACAGGCCGCAUCUGUCACACUGACUCAACAGACGUCCACUGGGUAAUACUUGCUGUAGUGCUGGGUUGCCUUGUCCUCGUUAUCACUGCGGUAACAAUUUCUGUCUGUUGUGUGAAGGCCUGGACAACAAAGCCGCUGCCAACACCGAUUGUUAGGGAUUGGGACACACUCCCCCCAAAUGUGACACAACCUGAGGAAGAAGAAAGAACCGUUCUGGUGACUGUUGAACCGAGACCUGUUGUUCCAGACAGCUCAAAGGAUGACUACAGUCUCAGAAAGAGCCUCGAGGGCAGUGGCAACAGCUCGAUUAAGCCGAAUCUGAACAGACUCCACUACAGGACAGGACGACUGUCAGAGGGCAGCAGCCAGGAGCUGGAUGCUGGGAGAGAUGUGACAGACGAGGAGUCUGCAGACGGCUCAGAGAAAACAGAGUGUGUUUCGAUAGAUGACGAGGAGGAAGUGGAACGGGAAAGAAAAGAUGAGGGGCACUAUGACCGGCGCCCACAGAUUCUGCAGGACAUGGGUGGUGGAGACAUGGUCGAGACUUACUCACAGAGAUGAAACAACCAGCAGAGGUCUUAGUUAAACUCAAUCAAAGACUAGCUGAGGAUUUAAACACUGUCACAGGUGCGUACCUUGUUGCCGGGACCCUGGUCCUCCACCGCUGCUGCAAAGACUUCAGAACAAUGUGGAGCAACCUUACGGGCUUUGAGUUGUAAAAGUUGCUGCUCGUCUCAGGGAAAACAAACCAGUGGAUCUCCCAGUCGCCUUCCAGCUGCUGGUUACGCAGAUGAUGCACAACCCUCAGUCGAUUAUUUGUUAUUUUGAUUGUUGUUUUUUAUGUGUAGCCAUCAUUCAUGAAGGGAAGGGGAGUCAGUGUCUCAUUUUAAUUGAGCUUUAUCAUUUGUUAAAGGACAAAUGCACAAAAAGUGGUAUCCAAUGUAGAUAAGUGGAUAAAUGUAGGUUUUAUUGACCCUGGUUUAAUCUGAAUCUGAACCCUCGCUCUGUCUGGACUCUGAGCUCCCGGCAGCAGGUUUACAGGUGGCAUAAAUACCUCUCACCUUCACAGCCGCUGCCGCGCCUUCAUACUUGUAUCCACAUUCGUGUGUUUAGUGUAUCUGUGUGCUGCUGUUGGGCAAUCUGUGACCUGCAGAACUGGCUCUGUAGACAAUGCAUGGGAGGGUUUUUCUUUUGUUUGCAUCAAGAAGAUUAGGGGUGUCGAGAACAUGACCUCAGACUGGAUAUAAUUUUUUAAAAUGGUAUAUAACAAUGUGCCUUGUUCUCUAAACGGGGGUUUUAUAAAGCUCUUAAUGAAUAUAAUAAAGUAAUUUUACAAUAA
Messenger RNA from Lates calcarifer (barramundi perch), 2249 nucleotides. It is a transcript of the gene ifngr1, whose product is annotated as interferon gamma receptor 1. NCBI's taxonomy places the organism in Eukaryota, Metazoa, Chordata, Actinopteri, Centropomidae. Gene Ontology annotation, molecular function: protein binding. The record is from RefSeq and is a predicted model, not a curated record.